AUGCACUUCCAUCAGCUACUUCCCCUCCUUGCUGCGGCAGCUCAGGCACUACCGCAGUCAACUUCAUCUUUGGCCAAAUGCCGCGACGUUCAGAUCCCCAUCACCGUUUCUACGCCGCGCUUCAUCGUGACUGCUUCUAUCCAGGAUGAUUGGGAUGUCGCUGCUCUGACUCUCAACUUGACUCGUCGGGACUCGACCAUGUCCGCCGAUCCUCUUCCCCUCGCCGGGCAGACAUCUGAGUCUGUGAAGAGCACUUACACCGUUGGAGCGACUCUGUGCGGCAACGGAGGGCCUACGCUGGUGCUUACGCACGGAAUCAUUGAGUCGAAACUGUAUUGGAACCCAAGCUUUCCCGGCAGCUCGACGUACAACUUCAUAGAGGCUGCGCUUGCCCAGGGCUACUCGGUGCUCAGCUACGACCGUAUCGGCGUCGGUUCAUCAGCAAAGGUCAACUCCUUGACAGACGCCCAAUUCCAGGUCGAAGUCGCCGUCCUCGAGGGCCUCGUCAACUACGCCAAGACCAAGGCCAAGGCCACCAAAGUCGCCCUCAUCGGCCACAGCUACGGCUCCUACAUCUCCUCCGGCGCCGCCUCGCACAUCUCCGUCGACGGCCUCGUCCUGACCGGCUUCAGCGGCACCUUCCAGUACUUUGCUCCCUUUGUCGCCGGUGCCGGCCUUCGCGUUGCUAAGACGCAGAACCCUCUGCGCUGGGGACACCUGGACUCCGGAUACCUGACAACGUCUGACCUGUACGCCGAGACCUAUGUCUACUACGCUGAGCCUUACUUUGAGCACAGCGUGGCCGAGUACACCUACACUAUUGGCAGCGAGCCUUUUGCUGUGGGCGAGCUUCCUUCGGUGCUUGCCACGACGAUCAACUACCAGGACAUCAAGGCGCCUACUCUUGUGCUGCAGGGACAGUUUGAUGUUUCUGCCUGCGGUGGAAACUGCGUUGGUGUCGUCAACGGCACCAAGGCCCUGUUUACGGGCGCAAAGACCCUUGAAUAUGUCGACAACCUGCCUGCAGGACACAACCUCAACUUCCACAAGGUUGCUCCCCAGGCAUUCCAGAAGAUCUUUACUUUCUUGAAGGCGCAGGGCGUGAAGCCAUAG
Molecule: messenger RNA, 1113 nt
Organism: Trichoderma citrinoviride
Lineage: Eukaryota; Fungi; Ascomycota; Sordariomycetes; Hypocreales; Hypocreaceae
Product: alpha/beta-hydrolase
Exons: 4
Coding region: 1-1113 (370 amino acids)
Source: RefSeq, a predicted model, not a curated record